AUGCCGGGGCCACCAGCCUUACCAUCGAUAACAUCACCAUUGAUCGAUUCUCCAGUUCGUUUGGCUGGUGUUAUAAUAGGAAGUCUGAUCGGUCUAAUGCUUGUCGUGUUCAUCGUAGUGAUUGUCAUCCUCAGACGAAGAAAACAGAACGAGAGGCUUAAUAAAGCUGAGGCAGAGCCAAGAGAUCGAAACAUAGCGAGAAGCUCUAACGUGCAGAAUCAGAGUUAUGCUGAGGUGAGGAUGUCGGACCUGGUGGGAACGGAGCUUGAUGACAACAUGGCCAGUGUUACACAGUAUUCAGAGGACUCUCAAGCACUGUACUCCAAUGAUCUUGUGAAAGAGAGGAAAAUGAAACAGCGCCAGAUGGAGCAGCAGGAAAGAGCCUUUCACAACGACGCUGCGGUGUAUGAGAAUGAGCCAGGUCUCGUCGGUGGUGUCCCUACAAACGGCGCUUCGGCCAUGACGUACGAUACUUUGUGGAAAUCCGGGGUGACGACUUCUUCAGAUGACACCUAUAACCACUUACACCAACAGACCGUCGUGCCCGAGAAGAAAGUCGAGACGCACCAUUCCGUGAAUGUGUACAAUCAUUUGUACGGCAAAGGUAAAGCCUUACCCAAACCUGUCCAUGGACCGACAUCAGUCCAGGAUAACCUCUACUCACUGGCGAAUAAUUGCAAUGAUUCAAACUGA
Messenger RNA from Liolophura sinensis, 693 nucleotides. RefSeq lists its product as uncharacterized. The transcript is spliced from 4 exons. The coding region runs from base 1 to 693 and encodes 230 amino acids. NCBI's taxonomy places the organism in Eukaryota, Metazoa, Mollusca, Polyplacophora, Chitonida, Chitonidae. The record is from RefSeq and is a predicted model, not a curated record.